Drosophila takahashii is the source of this 760-nucleotide messenger RNA. RefSeq lists its product as uncharacterized. Lineage: Eukaryota; Metazoa; Arthropoda; Insecta; Diptera; Drosophilidae. The record is from RefSeq and is a predicted model, not a curated record.
AUGCAGUGGCUUCUACCCGUUAUCCUUUGCCUUUGGGGGUUUAGUCCCUCGCAGAUCGAAGCGCGUCAGGUCAGGAUUAAUCGCUAUGCGGUCAGUGUGCAGGAGGACCAGGCGGUUGAGGUUAAGGCAGCGCCCUAUCCAGCAGCGGGCUAUAGGCCGCAAGGUCGCUCCUUCUGGCUGCCAGGUGAAGUAGAAAUUGAGGUUCAGGAAGGAUCGGGUCUCGAUGCGAGUCUGCUAACCACCACAACCGAGCUGCCUCUGGAGGAUCUCUCGACCAGCACCACGGAGGCAACUGGAGACUGGAGCACCACCACCAACUGGGAUUCCCUGGACACUACCACUGUUUCUCCGGCAGUGGACUCCCGUUCUGGUCGCGCCUUCGAGAAGGCUCCCUAUCCAGCAGCUGGCUACCGACCAAGUCGCGCUUUUCGCCUGCCCACCGAGCAGAAUCCGGAGGAGCAGCAGCUGAUCUCCGCCAGCAACUCCACUGACAGCAAUGCCGACCAUCCCGUCUGUGGGGUCAGCACGGAUCCCCUGAAACCCACACCGGAACCAGGAUCCAAGGACGAGCCCGAUGCGGAGAGUGUGGUCAUUACUGGCAAUUUGGGCCCUGCUGUUAUCGUUGCCAGAGCUCCGUCCUCCAUUCCGGUGGCCAUUCCUCUGCGAUCGCAGCCUCUAAUUCAGGCUCCGAGAUCCCGGGGAUUCGUUUACACCACGCAUGUGGAGCAGCGGUGGUGAGAGUUGCGAUGGGAGCUAUAUU